This is a messenger RNA of Daphnia pulicaria, 2575 nucleotides long. RefSeq names its product translocation protein SEC63 homolog (gene Sec63). Gene Ontology annotation, molecular function: RNA binding; transmembrane protein transporter activity. The coding region runs from base 202 to 2445 and encodes 747 amino acids. NCBI's taxonomy places the organism in Eukaryota, Metazoa, Arthropoda, Branchiopoda, Diplostraca, Daphniidae. The transcript is spliced from 8 exons. Gene Ontology annotation, cellular component: Sec62/Sec63 complex. Gene Ontology annotation, biological process: post-translational protein targeting to endoplasmic reticulum membrane; SRP-dependent cotranslational protein targeting to membrane. The record is from RefSeq and is a predicted model, not a curated record.
AGCGAAGAACAGAGUGAGGAAAACACUGUCUGAAGUAGCCGUAUUUGGCUAAAAAGUGAAUAUCUUUUUCGAAUGAAAUUGUGUGUUUCCCGUGUGUUAACCCCAGACCUUUAGCCUAAGUAUUUUCAAAAAGUGGUGGCAGUGACUAGCUUUUGUAAAUAAUUUAUAUCAAUUGUUCGACGUUUAAGUUAAAAACCGAAAAUGGGCGGACAAAAAUUUCAGUAUGAUGAGAGUGGUUCGACUUUCGUCUAUUUCCUUCUCUCUUUUUUGGCGCUCAUAUUGAUUCCCUGCACAUAUUAUUGCUUAAUCAAGCCUAAGGAAGAAAAAAAACUCAACUUAGAACAGCUAAGUACAUUUCAGCCUUGCAAGAACAAAUGGGCAAGGCUAGAACGGAAGGAUCCUGGAGACAUAAUUAAACAACUUCUGAUAAAAUUAGCAAUCAUCCUAGGAUGGGUGCUCUUCUGUUAUGUUGCUUAUAAAACAACUCAAUAUGACUAUGAGUUUGCCAAAUUUGAUCCUUAUGAAAUCCUGCAAGUGGAAGUUGGCGCUUCCGCGGCAGUUGUCAAGAGUGCUUACCGCAAGCUUUCUGUCAUUUACCAUCCUGACAAGAAGACUGGUGAUGAAAAAACCUUUAUGAAAAUUACAAGAGCUUACCAGGCUUUGACGGAUGAAACAGCACGAAGAAACUGGGAAAUGUACGGCAAUCCAGAUGGACCUGAAGCCAUCAGUUUUGGCAUCGCUCUACCGUCAUGGAUUGUAGAGAAAGAAAACUCGAUUUGGGUUUUAGGGCUGUACGCUUUGCUGUUCAUGGUUGCUUUACCCGUGAGCGUUGGGACGUGGUGGUAUCGUUCGAUUCGAUAUUCGGGAGAACAAGUGCUGCUUGAUACGACACAGAUGUACUACUACUUUUUCCACAAGACUCCGCACAUGGCAAUCAAGCGAGUGUUGAUGAUCCUCGGUGCAUCAGCCGAGUUCCACAGACGCAACAAUCCAGAAAUACAAGAACGUCGCAGUGACAAUACCGAAGUGCCCCAACUGAUGAAGCGACUACCUCAGCUCAAUGAAAAGAAUAAAGAACGGCCGCUGUGUUUCCUGUAUUCCAUCAAAGCUCGCGCUCUUUUACACGCUCACUUAACCCGACUAGAUCUGCCGCAGUCGACGUUGGAAGAGGAUCGCUGUGCUGUGAUCAAGAAGUGCCCCGCGUUAAUUCAAGAAAUGGUUGUGUGCGUAUCUCAACUCAUCAUGUUGGCCCAUGCAGGGCGGCUGAGCCGCAUGCCGUCUCUGGUCACAUUGGAAGGUUGUAUGAAACUUUCGGCCAUGGUCGUUCAAGGACUUUGGGAGUGCAAGAGUCCACUCAUGCAAUUGCCUCACAUCACCGACGAAAAUCUCAAGUACUUUUCCAGCAAGCGAUAUCAGAUCCGUUCGCUGGAACAGCUAGCCCGACUGAAGGACGAAGAUAGACGCGAGUGCUUACGUCAUCUUGACGACAAUCAAUACAAUGAUUUGGUUCUCGCUCUGGGAGGAAUGCCUUAUGUGGAUAUGAAUAUAAAAUAUGAAGUAGUGGAUGACGAAUCCACCACAAAGUACACAGCUGGCGCUAUCGUCACGGUAACAAUCGCCUUGGCAAGAAGAGAUUUGAACGUUCUGUUCGCAAACGAGAAGGAAAUAACAAAUGAAGUUUUCGAGAACGGUGAAGUGAUAGCGGAAGAAGAAGAAAAACAGGAACCCAAAAAGAAGUCACUACCGUGGCAGAAAAACAAAGGCAAGAGAGCUACUAAUAAAAAAGGCAGCAAAAAGCCAAUGAAGAAGGAAGUAGAAGAUAAGAAGAAGACUGCAGCAGCAUCAAGUAAAACAGCUAUCAAGGCUAAAGAAGAAGAAUCCGAAAGUUGUAGUGAAGUUGAAGCCGAGGACGAAGUUGAAUUGGACGAAUCUGACGACGGCGAGGCGGAAGCAGCCAACAAUGAUGGCUCUUUGCCCGAGAAAGACGACGAUCAAUUAGAAAAGCUACAGAGUGAUGUUGCAAUGCGUCGCCAGAGGCUGCUGGAGGGUAAAAGUCAGUUUUCGCACUCGGUGUACUGCCCGUUCUAUCCCGAAGACAAACAAGAAUAUUGGUGGGCUUAUAUUACGGACCGGAAACAACAAAUGCUUCUGACCGCCCCCUACCACAUUACCAAUUUAGUAGAGCACGAAGAAAUUCAACUUAAAUUCACAGCUCCGUUCAAGCCGGGAUUCUACACUUUCGCCGUGUGUUUACGCUCCGAUUCAUAUUUUGGUUUUGAUCAAAUGAAGGAUAUCAAGAUGGACGUUAAAGAAGCAGAGGAGAUUCCUACUGAGCAUCCACAAUGGGAUAUUUCCGAUGAUGAGGAUGAAGAAGAUAAGAACUCUGGAGGCUCCGAAUCUGAAUUUGCUACCGAUGAUGAUGACGAAGAGAGUGGCAAGGACUGAUUGCAGUAGAAAUGAGACUUUUUUUUCACUUGCCAGAGACUUCAACAUUCUGUUCAUUGGGAAAAAGGAUUCAAUUUCAUCACCGUCUUGUAAAGGCUUAAAAUCUUGAAAAAUUUAUUUCUAGUGGGAA